AGAAAACACAGGCAAAAUUAUUUAGCGAAAAGGAUUAAGAAGCAAAGCGAGGUUUCUUCAGGUGGAAACAAAAAGAGAGACUUCUUUUUUAGACCGGAAUCUCCAUUUAGCCAAAUGAUCACUCCUCGAAGGAUAAUGCUGAUUCGCCGCGGGGGGAGAGGUAAAUGGUAUAUUGACCUCUUAGUUUUCAUUUGCUUUUGUGUACGUUAUUACUUAAACAAGAUGCAUAAUCGCUCACGGUUCAGUUGCGUAAGGCUGUAAACUAGGUUUUUUGAUUUCAGUUUUUUGGGAGUCUCUAACUACAACCCCGUUCAAAACAUCUUGGGACACUUGAGGAAACAAGGCGCGAACACGCAUUUUCCCAAAUUAACUCGUAUUUUACCUCCUAUGAAAGCUUUGGAAUGUUGUUAUAACAGCCUAUAUCUGCUGUCUCCCUCUCCUCCAAGCAAAGUUGAUGAUGUUGAGAAAGACUUGAAUGCAUAACGUCAACGCUGCACUGGGGGGAGGGGAUAGGGAAAAAGCGUCUUUUUGACCAGCUAUUGCAUUGAUCGGAUGAAGAGUUUUGACCAGGAUUGUUACUGUAGAUAACACUGUAACUAACCAAAGAGCACUCGCCACAACGUUUUAACUUUUCUGUAGAUUGUUUUUAUACUCUUCUGGCCACUUGAAGCAAGGUUCGUUGCUUCCAAAGUCUAAUUUAAUAGUCAGAAUCAAGAUCUGCCUUUUCAAGGGAAAGCCCACACUUCGACUCAUAUAAGGAAAUCCGAGACAGUCUUGGAUUCUGGAUUCGACGCCUUGGAUUCCUAAUUCCAGGUACUGGACUCUGGAUUCAGUGUUAGUGGAACUUGGAUUCCGAAUUCAAAUCGUUAGUGGGAUUCCGAAUUCCAGAUUCCACAAUCUAAAAUUUCUCGGAUUCGGUUAUACGUAUUGUAGAAGCUUUGAACAAAGCAGUUCGUAGUUAUAUUAAAUUGUGCUUUAAUUUGCCAUGUUACUUUGCAGGGUCAUGUUUCUCUCACGCUUGCCAUCAUGGAGGAAUGUGUAGGGCUCGGCGUCACGGGUUCUAUUGCGAGUGUCUACCAGGUUUUAUGGGCACAAGAUGCGAAGGUUUGUUUCGUAUUUCUUUUUCAAGUCAGUGUGUAUUCUCGUUCACGAUAAUCACGAUCGCGCGUUUCGUCGUGGAGGAAUCUGUAGGGCUCGGCGUCAUGGGUUCUAUUGUGAGUGUAUACUAGGUUUUAUGGGCACAAGAUGCGAAGGUUUGUUUCGAGUAUCUUUUUCAAGUCAGUGUGCAUUUUCCAAUACUGAUUCAAUGAUACCGAUAGUGAAAGCGAUAUCAGUAACGAGCACGAUUAUCACGAUCACGAUAGCAAAAACGAUAAUAGUGACGAUGGGACAGUUUCACCGCCAUGUGGUAGCAAGAGGCCACCUAUUGCAAGUGACCGUGACCAUCUUUAUGUGGGUCGUUAUUACAAUUUUCUGUUUUUUUAACUUCUUGUAAGCGACUACUUGGCAUAGUCUGAUAACUACGCUCGCUAGGAGACUUUUAAUGACAUGUCACGCAAGAAAUUGCACCCAGUUAUCCGAGUCAAAGGGGAAGAUGGGUCAGAUCUGUUCCCGAAAGAGGUCAUGCAGCUGUAACUCCACAUUCGUAAGCAACCACCUAUCUUAGGCUAAAUUGUGAAAAAUCUUUUAAAAUAUUUAAUUUUGUCAGUUUAGUUGGGAGACUCGACUGUAAUGACAAGAACAAGAUCAAUAGUUAUAAGAAAAACAAUGUACACAAGGUAGUAACACAUCCUUUAAAGUCUUGGGCUAAAGACAAACUACGUCCAUUUUACUCUCAAAUUCAGGGUACCUUAACCUUUAAAUGGUCAAAGGAAUACCAUGCAUAUGUAUCCUACACUCACCCACUUACACAGUAUACUUAAUACUCUCUCACUAACUAUGAAAUUGGAUUUGAGACGACAAUACAAAGAGCUUUAGAUUUGAGGACGAGAAAGAGUACGAGUACGAGAUUUAACUUGAACCUUUUGCGCGUGUUCCCAAAAAAAGACACCCCGGAAAGCUUCAGAUUCCUUUUUUUCACCAUAAAAGCUAGUAGGGUUAUUUAUACUGAAUGAGGUUAAGCCCUCUCUUGAUAGCAAAAUGAUAAAUUUUCUUAUAUUUGAUAACUUUGUUCCCGCCACUAUGACAUUCUCGCUAAAACUCGUAGGAGAAUGACAACGGCUAUCACGUUUUCCCGCCAAAAUGACGCUGGUUCACGCGUGAGCAAUACUCAUCAUUGAGAAAAUCUCGUACUCGUAGUCGUUCUCGUCUCAAAAUCUAAAGCUCGCUAUUGCGUUAUAUGUCGUCGUAAAGUAUCAAAGGUUUCUUUUCUUGUAUUUAAAAGAAAAACAGUACCAUUGCAUUUAUAUCUACUUUUUAUCUUAAAUUGCAGUGAAAAAAGAAUGCAAACCUACAACAUGUAAGAAUGGAGGAACAUGUACAGAGAUAGCUUUAGGGAGACAUCUGUGUACAUGCCCGGUUGGUUUCCUUGGUGAUAAUUGUGAAGGUACAAGGUUCAAACUAUCAUUCGUACCAACAAUGGCUUAUCUAGGGCCAGUUCUUUAAAGAUUACAUUUUUUUCAGAGUAAAUACUUUCCGAUCUCUAGUUUCCUACUUUCAGUUCUAUAGGCUUUUUUAGGAAAAUGAUCGUACGUUUCUGGAAACUGCCCACCUAACCCUCCCCUAAGCCAACAUUAAUACUUACUUCUCACUUAGGACAAAAUGUUGGCUUAGGGGAAGGGUAAGUAGGCAGUUUCCCAGAAACGUAUAAUGAUCCGACAUUGAUCAACAUAGCGUUAUGAAAGUAAGGGAGAGUGGUUUUAGAAGAAAUCAGGCUUUCUUGAAAUCCUACUCCAGAAUGUUCUAUCGUUAUCUUCUCACGGUAAAACGCCGGCUUUCACCUUUUAACAUAACUUGACUCAGCCAAAUUAUAUUGGCAUGUGAAGAUUUGCCCUGAAAAUUUAGGGACAACCACAGACUUAAAUACAGAAAAAGUAUUUUUGACGUGCAUCGCUCAAAAACGUCUUUGCUUAAGCUCACUAUUAUUGGAUUCAGUAUUGUAGGGUUAUUCAGUAUUGAUAGUUUUUGUUGUCCUUUUAGAAAGAAGCUUUUGUCACCCCAGUCCUUGCCUCAACGGAGGCACAUGCACCGAGAUUGAUGAGUCGUAUAUGUGUGUAUGCGCACAGGGAUACAAAGGAAAGAACUGCGAAAGUGAGUGAGUACAGAGUCUAUAAACAGAGUUCAGUUGCUGUGCUUUUCUUCUGUUUUCCGUGACUGUCUUAAAAGCCAACUUACUUUGUGUACUUUGUAGCAGUCUGUUGGGUAGGGCUGUCGCCAAGAUUGUAAGUUGCCGGGUAUAUGCAAGUACUACAGGUGGAGAAUUGAACAGCUGGGAAUUUGUUUUGGUUCUACUUUUCUUUCUUUCCUAUUAAAGGAGCCGGGGUCAUGCUCAUAGUAUCCGUCGGGUAAUCCCCGGCCCUUUGUGACAGCCCCUGCUUGGGUGUCCUUAGUAGACGUAGUAGCGUCCUGAACCAUGGGCAAUUACUUUUAAAAAAUUUGUGGUUUUGCAAUCACGUGACAAGGCGGCCAUAUUGGUGGUCAUACGAUAGAUUUUAGUAGAAGUUACAUGAAGUGGAGUUCAGUUCCCCGAAGAGAGAGAUGGUUUUGUUCUUAAUCAUCAACAUGACCGCCGUGAGGUCAUCUUCAAACUAGCAAUAACUUUUUGCGAAAAAAGAAGGAAAAACCCGUGAAAAGUCGUUUUCGUUCAAUCCCGAGGUUAAAACAGUUAAUCCAGUUAUUGUAGAGUUCCUUAUAUUGGCUUGUUUUGUUAUAUGGAAUAUUUCUCACCUCGACAGCCGUCAACAAAUGUUCACCUAACCCUUGUAAAAACAUGGGUGCAUGCUCUGAAUUUGAGGACGAUUACGUCUGCAACUGCCCACAAGGAUUCAAAGGAAAAACUUGUGAAGGUACGUUCAUCUAUGAGACUCACCAUAGGUAUAUUGGACAAAAUCGAAGUUGCGACGAUCGCUAUUGAUGAGGCAACGAUCACUCAUGUUCGUCGGGUUUGGCAGCGUUAGUAUGGAGAUGACGGCAACGAAAUCUGCAAAGAAAAUCAUGUGCGGCACUUUUGAGUUUUUGGUUUGCUUUUUUAACUUGUUGUAACUCAUUUCCGUCCAGGACGUAGUCGCCGUGGUUGCUCGAACUCGCCAGUACCGUUUUCCCACAAAUAAUUCUUUACGUGCAACGAUUUGGUUGAAAAACCGUAGAUAAGAUGGAAAAGGUGCCACGAAAACGACGUCCGGAAGUACCUAGUCUACUACACAGCCGUUUUUAGUGUCGUCACGUAACGCUCAGUGGGGAGGAGCGUUGCGUGACGACACUAAAAACGGCUGUGUAGCAGACUAGAAAGUACCCAACGAGAGGUUUUUAAUUGUAGCAUUGAAAGCGUUCAUGAAUCAACUGAUUAUUUUAGAUAAUCUCAUGAUAUUUCUUAUUUGGAAGUAAGGCAGUCAGCAUUGGCAGUUGAAACUACGUUGCUGUAAAUCCGUUUGCAAAGUUAUACGUUUACAACUGUCUUACAAGACGACGAAAUUUAUCUAAUAGCAAACUUAUCCACACUAUUUGAAAUGAUUCUUUUUCUUUUUUUUACCCUUCUUAUAGUAAAAAGUGAAUGUUCUUCAGUGUACUGUCUGAAUGGAGGAACAUGCAGGGAUGAACCAACGGGGUAUCACUGUGAUUGCCAGUUUGGAUUCUAUGGAAAACGUUGUGAAGGUAGAUUGAAGAAACAAGCCAGUCAUAGAACUUAUGUACAGUACUUUUUUACAGUAUAAAUCACACAGCCUAGUCCAAUUUGGCGUUAAUUCAAGUUCCACUCAACAAAAUCCACUUAUUUGUUUGUUUUUUGCAUAAGACAUCGAUCGACUCUUUAUUCUUAGCAUUGUUAGAUCAUGGUAAAAAGGGAAAAGUUCUUUUACACGGACAAAGCUCAAAGCACCAGAGAAAAUCAUAAUCCACAGUUCAGAAGACUGCCAACCGUUACCGCAUUAAUAAACAGCGCGCAAGGUGACGUUAAUGUAGCAGCGCGAUGCAAUUGUUUUUAAAGUGGAGUGAGGUGAAGUACAAGUAGCCCCAAAGCAGGGUUAUUUCCAAUUGCAACUGAUAGUUUCUGUCUGCAUUCUAUUUAGACUACAAGUAGUCCCCAUUUUUCCUCAGGGAUAGUAGAGCGAGCAAAACGCGAGCGCGCGUGAAAAUCAACCCCCGCUUGAAAGGCGAGACGCGGCGGGGAGAGAGAAAAAUGAGAGACUGCAGACAAAGCCCAGGCUUUUGACCUUUUGACCUCAUUUUUCUCUAUUCCCGCCGCGCUCGCCCUUCUCGCGUGGGGUGAUUUUCACCCGUGCUCUACCAUCCCUAGGGGAAAAUGGGGACUAUUCGUAGUCUACAUUCUAUUGGGCUUUGAUCAAGUCGGUCCUGUUUGAUCAUUUUUAAUUUUUUUUUUGAUUGAUUCGUUCAUCUCUGCUUCAAUGAAGCUUACCAAUGGCAGCACUGUAAUUGGCUUGGCGUUUUGCCCUACCAACGACUCGGCCCUGAUUCGAAAAUUUUGCCCAUACCCUUGACUUCCAACGUUAGCUUGUACUGUUUCUCUUUCUAUUUUGCUUACUUUUUAGCUUCCACCUUUCACUCGUUGUUCAUUUUCAACCUUGUUAUAACUGACCACGCCCUUGAAACCACUUAUCUGAAUCUGGAAAUAGUUAAAUGUUUAACACUUUGUCUAGUCCCCUGAGGCUCUCACUGGAAUUUUGCUUUAAUUUAAUAGCUUUUCUUACUGGCUUUCUUAGUUUAAAUGUAGUUGUACGUAACCUUUGCUAACCCUAGUCGAAUACUGUAUCUUUAUGUAGCCUCUGCAUGCCACCCUAAUCCCUGUCAAAAUGAUGGGGCUUGUCUAAGAUUUGGUACUCAAUCCUUCUGCCAGUGCAAAACAGGAUACUCUGGAAAGGGGUGUGAAGGUAUGAAGACUUUGCAGUUUUACUAUUCCGUGGAGAUAAGGUAUGCUUCCAUUUCGUUGGCCUAAAAUCAUGCCGCCUAAAUCAGGAUUGGUAGAUUGUACCUCUACAGCAAGGAGCCCAAAGUGUGACCUCCUUUAAUUAACUCACAUUCUUUCAUGCAGACAUUAACCAUUCAUAAUUCGAGGACAGUUUUCAGCUGGCUUCUGAUUGGAUUAAAUCUGCACGAAAGAAUGUGAACAAAUCAAAAGCGGUCAAACUUUUGGGCUUCUUGCUGUAAUAAUCCAAGGUCUACGCUGUACCUUGCCGGUCAAACUUCUGAAAGCGGUCAUUCUUACUUUCACCGUUUACUCGGUAUGUUGUCUUAUUAGAAAUGAAAUAAUGAGGGAAAAAACCGUGUCGGAUAAGGCUUUUGCUCACACAUAAGAACCGUGAUUUCGGGGCAGAUUUUGUAAAGGGACGAUGCUGCGCUGCGCCGACCGCGAAAGUGGAGCGGUUUCUGCGCCACUCCUGGUGGCAGGAUCGUAAUACAUUUCUGGGAAACUUCCCACCCACCCCUCCCGUAAGCCAGCAUUAACACUUACUUGUCACUUAGGGAGAAACGUUGCCUUAGGGGAGGGGUAGGUGGGUAGUUUUGCAGAAACGUAUAAUGAUCCGUUUAUACCAGGCCGGAGUAUUUUUGAUGUCGAUAUAUAAAGCAGGGCUCGAAAAAGGUCCCGUCCGGUAGUCUGGGACAAAUAAAUUUCUUGCUGGGCAAGGAAUUGUAAAGCCCACUUACCCUUAGGCAAAGGCCUGGGGAAGUCAUCCUCUAAAAAAAUCAUUAACUAAGAUGAGCACGAAAUGGCUCCGGGUAAGCAAAAUGAAAAUGGUGCUUGCUCAAACAACAAGCUGGAAUUCAAUUAUUUCCUUGAGUCCUGUGAAGCUAUCCAUUAUAGAGUAGACAUAGCCUAAAUGAGUCUUUGGUUUAUUAUUAGCCGCGGGGAGGGGAGGGGAGGGGGGAGAAAGAAUAAAAUGGAACAGCAAACAUACCCUCAUCCCCCUAAAAACAAGGAUAAAGCCGUGCGAACGCCAAGACGCACUAUUUUCCAAUCCUUGAUUUGAGGGGAAUGGGGGAGUCUCACUUUUCCGUGUAUUUUCUCCAAGAUUGUCAGUACCUUUUUACUGGCUUGUUUCAAACCCUCCCUAUAAAUCACGGGCAUAUAUAAAUUUUACCCUCUGUUUCUUCCUUCACUUUUAACACAAUCUGUUUCUUUAUAGUUAAGAAAGCCUGUACUCCCAGUCUUUGUCUUAAUGGAGGCACGUGCGUAGAUGGAUCACACACUAACAGUCAAUACGGAUUUGCAUGCAUCUGUUUGAACGGUUAUGAUGGCAUUAUAUGCGAAAAGCAACUCCCUCAAGAAAAUACCUUCGAUCACACGUUAGUAGCUAAAUGAACUGUGCUGGAAUUCCAGUAUUCAAUCAAACACUCAAGUGAGAAUUAAUUAGUAACCAUUUGAACUGUGUUACAAUUGUGUUAUGCAUAUUUUUUAACAUCAAUAGGUUUUUAGUAAAGGGAAAAGCACUUUCCAAUUCAAACAUUACACGUUAUAUGAGACACUUACAGCUCUUUGAGCUUUGUUGAAAUUGCGAUAUUUCUUAGCGUUGAUAAUAAAUUCGAGAAAACAAUCAGUGGUUGCAUAAAACACUUGAGAAAAGUUUAACCUCCGUAAAUUUGCAAGAGAGGGGGGUGGGGGUUGAAUUUCUUCUGCAAAAACAAUUUUUAUCACUUCCAUGGUAUGACGGGCUCUGAUUCUGUUCAAGCAAAAAUUAGUGUCCAGAUCCCCUAAUUAAUGGACGCUAAAAGAAAGCUAUUGCCGCCAUCCUCAGCUACUUUUAAAAAGCCCGAGUAGAUGACAAUCAGAUUUUGCGUCAUUUGUUCUCUCCAGAGUGUAAGGGAAAAAGUAACUUUUCUACUGAAAGGCGUCCAAAUUCAUCCCCUCAGUCAACGCAUAUAUGAUUUUAGUUAGUGUAAAUUUUUAUGACUGACUUUAGUAGAUGUCACUUCGUGAGAAACUGAUAAUGUCAAUUUCAGCAGUUAAAAUUGCAUCCCGGCAUUACUUUAAUUUCCUAAGCUGUCCAAAAAUGUACUUUUAACCUUUUCAAUUAUGUUAGCGUCAAAAUGUGUGAAGUGUAAUUUUAUAAAACGGACGUUGUUAAUUCGUUUUGACAGAGUAAAGUAAAGCAAGGUCCUAAUAUCAGGUGACUAGAAAACACCGAACAAUUAAACUAUCCUUGAACACAGUUUCUCUAUCCAAAACACUCAAUCAAAAGUUAUUUAAGCUAUAAUUUCUUGAAAACACAAGUUCAUACUACAGUCAAGCGAUCUAGCAUGUAUGGAUGAAGAACUUCCAGCAAUUUCAAGUAAACUUUAUUCUAAAGUGAAAACCUGUUAAGUUAGCUUUCAAAUCAGUUAGCCGCGACGAAGCAAAGAGGCUUAGGUUUUGAGGCCAGUGAACCGUGAGCAGGUCGUGAAACCUAAUACCUUUUUUAUUAAGGAUUCAGACAUCACAAAAAAAACGCCCAUUUUGUGAAACUUGACAUCGAGCGGGUUUUGACUGGGUAGUACAUUGUUAGUAAUAAAUGGAUGACUUCAUCUUCUCGGUGAAGUCACUCAAACCCGCGAAACUCGAUCCCAAUUAACUUCCCUUGCUCGAAAUUUGUAUUAUUUUGGAACCUAAAUCAUAUGAAAUGGAAAAAAAACAGCGAACUUUCGUGGAUUAUUUAACAACGACGCAAAUGCUGUGAUGAUGAUGAAAGAAUUUUGGCCACAGGUUGUUGUGUUAUGGACUGUUCUUCUUUCGAUUUAUCAGGCAAGAUGUAAACAUCUUCGUCACAAAGCCAUCGGUUCAUUGGAUACAUUUAAUCAUAAACAUAAACUUGAAUAUCAUUAUCCACACAGAACCGUUGCGUAUUUGAGAUUCUUAAAUGAGGGAGCAAGAAUUGUUGGAGAGACCAGUGAUUCUCUCAGUGACUCUCAGAAAAGAUUUAGACGAGAGAAAAAUGGCAGUGAUUCUAAAGAUAAAAGAAAGUUACGUAAAAUAUUUUCGCACCAUUCGUCUUUGUUACCACAGCCUGCUAAACCUCUGCGUGUAGUAGCAACAUCGGCUGUAAUAAAAAACCGACGAAAAAGUCCGCGACCACUUAAAGCAAUCCACAUAUGGGGACCGACGCCAUUCAGGACAGUGAUAGAAAAUCUUCGAAGGCUGAACCUAAAGAACAUUCAAAGCCAAAGAGCUGCAGUAAAGAGACUAUUUCUUCCAGCGCAAAUUUUAAAUGCUUUUAGAAAGCAACAACUUCAUGGACGAAUUUUGCCGUUUCCACAUCCAAGCGGAGCACUUCCACUUGUUCCUCGAGCCAUUCAUUUCCAGAGCGUGGGACAAAGAUUUCCACCACCAAUUGUGAGGAAUCUACCAGGACCAGUGCAGUUUGCGCCCACAGCAGCCCUUGAACCCAUUCCUCCCUUGCAUGAACUCGGCCCGUUGCAUACGCGAGAACAGGAUGUAGGCCCUGCGCAUGAUUUUCCCUCAGUCGGGCCAGUUGGUGAGGUUGCACCUGAUCAAGAAGUAGCUGGCAUGCGCGGAAUGGAUCUUAACGAUGUUGCUCCUGUGCGAGAGAUUGGUCCUGUUCGCGAUAUAGGUCCCGUGCAUGAUAUAGCUCCCGUACAGGAGCUAGGUCCUGUUCACGAAAUUGGGCCCUUUCAUGAUAUGGCUCCCGUGCAGGAGAUAAGUCCUGUUCGCGAUAUAAGCCCCAUGCAUGAUGUGGCUCCUGUGCGGGAGAUUGAUCCUAUUCACGAUAUGGGCCCCCCGCCUGAUAUAAAUGCUGGUCCAAAUAUCGCUCCAGUUCCUGAUGAUAUCGCUCCAGCUCCACAGAUGGUUCCAAGAACCUUCGAUAUCAGCCCCGAUAUGGCACCAAAUUUUCAACCACCCAACAGUAUGUUUGCGCCGCCAUUUCCUUGGCUCGCGGGGGAAAUCCACGAAAACGUUAACCGUCACGUUCACAAAGGCAAGUUAAGAUAAUUAUUAUAAUUAUUAUUAUUAUCAUCGUCAUCGUCAUCGUCAUCAUCGUCAACAUCAAUAUCAUCAUCAACAUCAUUAUCAUUAUCAUUAACAUUAUUAUUAUAAUUAUUAUCGUUAUUAUUUUUAUUACCUCUUUAUAAAAUAACUGAGAUAGUACGCGCGUUCUGAUUGGUUAAAAACGUAUGGUUUAUUGUGCCGGUAAACUCAUAGUAAACUUAAAGUUAUUUUAUUAAAGCAAUAGACCACACUUUCUAUGGGUUUACCGGCGUGAUUACAAACUUUUCUCGUGUUCUCCCAGCAUCCCGCGUGGGUUAUCACGCCGGUUAACCCAUAGAAAGUGUGGUCUAUUGCUUAAAUAAUUAUUAUGUUGCUGUGUUGUCCUUUAAAAAGAUUGCGAGUGAACGAUUAGCAUCUGAAUGGAGUUGCAUAUAGAAACACAAUUGCUCAAAAAUAAUGCUUGUUUCACUCUACUUGUCUGUUUUUCAAUAAAACGAUGAUAAUGCCUUCUUUUAGACCUCCGAUACCUUUCCAGUCUGCGUGAUACUUUGUUUGACGAUAGUAGAGAAAUAACAAAUAUUGGUUAUGUCACAUUAAAUUAUUGGCACAUCACACCCUACAAGUUAUCCCCUUAAAACCACCAACAACGUUCAAAAUAAUUUUGUGACUGGUGACUUUUUUGAGCAGGAAAGCUGGGUGUGACUUUUAGUAUUGUAAUUUUUUAUUGCCGAUGGUGAUUUUCAUGUCUGCAGGUGUUUCCAAAGCCAGAUGUAGUCCAAACCCCUGCAGAAACGAAGGCACGUGUACAGCGAUCGACAAACACUACGAGUGCACGUGCGCCGUUGGAUAUAUGGGAAGGAACUGCGAGGGUAUGUUAAGUGUAAUAGUCAUAUUCGAAUUAUUAUUUUUUUUCAUAGUUAAUAUAUUGAAAUGGUUAUGAAACCCGUUAGACUUCUUUGUUAUGUUUCUGUUAGAUUUUUUUGAGUCGACAGUGUACAACGUUCAAUAGCAUUCCCAUCAUUUUGAACUUAUUGACCAAUAGGAACAUCGCAUUAAUUUAUUUAGUCAUCGUUUCUGAACGAAAAAAAAACUAAGAAUUGCGCAUGGUCCAGGGACCGCCAGGGAGCAUCCAACAUGAACCGCAGCAGCAUCGUUUACAUCCUGGAUGUUUCCGGUUUUCACAACCAGUCUCUUCUUCUAAAUAUGGUGUCUCUUAGAUCAUUUUCCUUCCUCCACAUAAUUCAAUAGUGAGCUUGAGCAAACGUCAACCGGAAGUAGACUGUUGUUCAUCAGUUAGUUUACCCAAAUUUUCGGUCAAAUCGCCUUUAUGAGACUAUAGACGCUUAGCAAUACAAAUUUGAAAAGAGUUAUGACAAUUAUACAGAGAAAGGGGUCAACUUCGCUCGAAGACGCCUAUGCUUAAACUCCCUAAUAUCAUUUUUUAGCUUUACGAGAAGAGUAGCAGAGUGGAAGUAGCGAAGUUGUAUUGUUUAUACAGCUCCCGUUGCCUUGGAGUUUCUUUUGUCUUUGCCGUCAGAGUCGCUUUACGAUGCAAUUGACCGAUUGAAUAUUACUCUCGGAUAUCAGGAAAGAAACUAUUCAAACAAGUAACAUAUUGUGGACAUAUUUGAUUUAGAUGUCAAUCACUGUCUUCCAAACCCAUGUAAAAAUGAGGGCAAUUGUUAUGCAACCAAAGAUGGAUAUCACUGCACAUGCGUGAAGGGAUUCAAGGGACCAAACUGUGACAGUAAGAGCCAAUUCUACAUAGAACAUGUUACAUUUACUUAACUACUGUAAAUCAGUUGAUAAAUUAAGAACAAAGACAUGAAAAUGAAACAAUUUUCAAUAGGGGAUUGAGAAGGAGAGAGGACCGAUUCAACUUUCACCAAGACUUCCGGGAUUGUUUCUAGAGACCGUGCCCGUUACAUUUGAAAGUGUCGUUUCCUGCACCCCAGGUUUACCUAUCAUUAUUCGUUUCUGGGAAAUUACCCACCCACCCCUCCUCUCAGCUAACAUUAACACUUACUUCUCACUCAGGGCAAAAUGCUGGCUUAGGGAAGGGGUAGGUGGGCAGUUUCCCAACCUUAGCCUGAGUGGUAGAAAAGGCAAGAAUAACCUCACAAAUAGAAAUAAUAGCUUACCAGCCUCGAUUUCUCUGUCGGUACUGUAAGUUUCAGAUGAUCGCUUUAUCUGUGCAGACUCGGUUAAUAUAGUAUCGUAUUUACAGAAUCUUUAUCUUAAUGUUAUCUCGUCAGUUAUCAGCAAGUGUAUUCCAAGUCCUUGUAAAAAUGGAGGGUCAUGUGAAGAGGAUGGCAAGUCAUAUAAAUGUUCAUGCCCUUCUGGUUUCAAAGGAAGUAACUGUGAAGGUAUGUUCUCUUUCAACCUUCGGAAUAAAGGAUAAGCUCCUCUUUUUAUGAGGGCGGCCAAAUUCAAGCCCACAAAUAUAAGUCCCCUGACAGAGGCCUUUGAAAGGUACGCUUGCAAGCCCCUCUUUUCCUUUCUUGUCUUGUCUUUUUUAUGGUAUUGGGAUCAAAAAGUGCGGCAAAGUUAAUCAGGAUCUGUAAAACUGGCGACCGAUGUCAUGAAUCCCUGAAAUAGUUCUUUCUUUUGUGCUGGUACAUGUACCUAUAUAUUCGUCAGUAAACCGCUGUUGUCAAUUAAUAUUGGUUGUCAGUCGGAAAAUACUAGAACUGACUUGUCAUCCGAAGGGCUAAAUGGAUUUCUGUUAGUCUCAAGAACUUAUUAUUUUUAAGUCAAUAACUGAUAUAUUUUUCAUUUUUGUAUUUCUUUUCUUUCAGCCGCAGAUCACUGUGCGGUCAGCAACCUCUGCAAAAACGGUGGCAUAUGUAUUAACGGAGAAUAUUCCUUCGAGUGCAAGUGCUUGCCAGGUUUUUAUGGAAAAGACUGUGGAGGUAUGGUAUCUAAACUUGCCUGUGUGGCUGCGCAUGCGUCACAGACGUUAUCUAACCCCGUUUAGUAACGUCUGCGAAGCAGCGCCCAUAUCCUUGUUCUGGGCCCUUAACGGACUCAAUGAAUUACCGGAAGUACGUUUCAAAUUUCCUUUCAACCUGAUUGGCAAAUUGAUAAUGGCUUUUUUAACGGGUCAAUCAUGGCGCGUAGUCAAAUCCUGGUACACAAGUGGGGCCCAGACCAAGGAUUUCGGCGCUGUUUCGCAGAAGGACUUGACCAGAAGUUUAGAUCCGUCGUUGGUGCAGACUAGGUCUAAACUCGUUUUUUUUGUUUGUUUGUUUGUUUGUUCGUUUGUUUAUGCUUCAUGUCAAAUUUCAUUUGUGGACUUAACUUUAUUUGAUUACAUUGAUCAAAACCCUCUUUAGCUGGUAUGUUUUGUUUUGUUUUGUUUUUCAUUUGUCUUUUUAUAAACUAUGCUUACAUAUACAUGUGAAUAAGACAAAUUUGAAGGAAACAGUUCUCUGGAGUAUUAUCACAUGACCUGCAUUGGGAAAACAAAGCACACAAGCUAAAGAAGUCGGUCUAUUGAACUGAAUCGAAGAACAUAAAAAGAACGAGUGGGAAGUAUCUUUUUAUUUAAUUGUUAUCAUUUAUCUUUUUUUUCCUAACAGAUUUAGAUGUUUGCUUUUCGAGCCCUUGUCAAAAUGCUGGAACUUGUCAUAAUGCUGGAGCGGGCCAGUUUAUGUGUUUGUGUCCAGCAAUCUUUAGAGGGAUAACAUGUGAAGGUAACAUAACGAAAACGUUCUUACAAUGUCUGUGGCACCAAAGGGCGUACAUUUUCCAUUUGUCUUUGGUCUUCCCUCUGUUAUACGUUCGUGUGCAACCACCCCCCGUAAGCGAGCGACUCCCAUAUGCGACCACAGAUCCAAAACACUUAAAGUUUUCCGAGUCAAAGCUCUAUGAUUAAAGACCAUCUCUCGUUAGCAACCGCGAUUACUUUGAGGUGCUACGGUUGUGUAAUUUUCGGCCAUAAUUUUUAACUUCUUUUAAGAGGCCACUUGACGCAUGGUAUGGUCUGUUUGUUCGCUGAAUGUACUGCGCCACUCGGAAUAUACGAAGAGAUUUCUCUAACAGCUUGAAACCACACAUAUCACUACUUAGAAAUGGCAUACAAUAACUUUUCUUCCCAAAAGUAGAUGCGUCAGGACCUCUUCUCGAAAGAGACCCUCCGUAGUUCGAUUCUCGUAAGCGACCACUCAAGUCGAUAGGGUCGUUAGCUCUUGUAAGUUAUAGCGAUGCUUCAACAAGUGAUGACGUCAUUUCAAAGAUGGCCGCCGUCUUGGAUUCAGCCGAAGAUUAUAAGGAUUUCGUUAAGAAAAGAUUUAUAAAACGUAAAUUGUCGUAGGUUAUUUGUUGAUCUUCAAGGCGAUCAUGCCAAACAUACAAUUUUGAUAGAAACGCAUUGAAUAAUUGAAAGUGUUUGUAUAAGUCUUGGGGAAAUAGCCAUGAUGUUGUAUUGUCUUCUUGCAUGAUUUCCUUAACCCAAUCUUUCUCAAGGAUUUUUUUAAUGAACGUUAAAGCCUUCAUAUCAAGGACUGCUCCAUAACAAUUUUUGAAUGCUUUAUUGCUACAUUCACUCCAUUUACAGAAAGGGUACCAAAAUGCGAGACACAGCCUUGUCACAAUGGAGGAACGUGUGUGGAAGAUGAUCAUGACGAAGAAGGAUUCCAAUGCACUUGCUCUGAAAAAUAUCAAGGGAAACAUUGUCAAGGUACAAAGCGUAAUUUAUAUGAUGGUGACUCAAACCCAAUGAAGAGUUAAUGUCAGGGAAAUUGUACGUGUGUACGCGCGUAAAUAGAGUAGAGGCAAUAUACAAGUACUUUAAUUAAGGCGCGUAAAAUUUGCCUCCAUGAACACGUAAAAAUUUCGCGAUGGUAGAAACCCACCUUAAAGGUUUUUUUUUACGCCGACUUGGCAUUUACAAAAGACAAAGGCCCAUCCCGCUAGUAGAAUUUUAAGCAGACUUCGAUGUGGUUACACCUUGCUGCUCUGGGAAGAAAAAAUGUUAUACCUGGUGUAGAAGCUGCCCAUGCCCACCUACCCCUACCCUAAGCCGACAUUAACACUUACUUCUCACUCGGGGCAAAAUGUUGGCUUAAGGGAGGGGUAGGUGGGCAGUUUCCCAGAAACAUAAGGAGUGUUUGCUGACAUGAAUAGUUCUGAUGUAGGACCUUUUUUUCCUAGAAACGUGAACUAGGAGAGAAGGUGAACAAAUCCUAUUUUCUUUGACUCCCCAUUUUUAGGUCGCAGUGUCCCAUUCAAAAUUUGCGUCAAUUUCCAGUGACAAAAAACUACGUUGUUAAAUUCAAGUCUAUUACUGAAUCAUUUUUUUCCCGUCGAAGCGAUCCCAAUCCCAGUUUUACUCGUUCAAGACCCUUUUAUUAACUGAAUUGUACGCGUAAUUGAAAGGUAUAGAAGAAACUCCUAAAUAUUCGUUUGCUCUGAAAUCAACUUGCGCCAGUUGUUCAAAAGGUGGAUAGCGUUAUCUACCGGAUAAAUCACUCUCUAUUGGAAAUUGCAAUUGAUUUCCCUAACACUUAUCCACUGGAUUUUUGUUGAUAUAAGCCUUACGAAGCCAAUGUUUCAAGAAUCCCUGCUUGAAUGAAGGAAGGUGUAUUGACGUUGGCGAUACUUAUAAAUGUAUCUGCAAAGAAGGAUAUGAUGGCUCGACAUGUGAAGGUAUGUAGACUAUGUGGACAGCUUACAAUUUUCUUUAGUUUACUUUUUACCUGUCUAUCGCAAAACAGGGUACAUAUAUCGCACGGAGAGAAAUCUCGCAAGUUAAAGUACGACCAAUUUUGACUUUUGUUCUCCCUUGAUCUUGAGUUCGUCACUAACUAAAGAGUCGCCCCAUGUAAUGGAGUCCUGAUUCCGCAUUCCGGGAAAUCUUGGCUUGUUGAAUCCGGAAUUAAGUGCUUUGGAAUCCGGAAUACAGCUCAAGGAAUCCGGAAUCCCACUAACGAUUGGAAUCCGGAAUCCAAGUUCCACUGACACAGAAUCCGUAAUCCAGUACCUGAAAUCCGGAAUCCACCGCUGUGGAAACCAGAAUCCAAGACUGUCUUGGAUUACUUUAUAUGGGGCGAAAAGAGAUGGUAGCGAAAAGAAAACAACAUACCGUAAAAUUCCGAAAAUAAGCCCCGAGGCUUAUAUUUUUGAAAGGCCCCUUUAGAGGGGCUUAUUUUUGGAGGGGCCUAUAUCCGGAGGGGCUUAUGUACGGAGGGAAAUUUGCGUUAUAAAAUCGGUUGGGCUAGCUUGUAGUGGAAGGGAAAUUUAGCAUUUUUGCUUUGUUUUACUUCGUAUUCGAGGGCAAAUUCCAAGUACACGCCCCUCAGGGGGGUUAUAUUCGGAGGGAAGAUUUAACGGAGGGUUUUUUGCGUUACGAUCUUGGGGGACUUAUAUUUGGAGAGGCUUAUACAUGGAGAGUCUUAUUUUCGGAUAUUUACGGUAUGUUUAUAACCCUUGCUUAGAAGUACUCACUUUUAGCAAUAAACAUAAUGUGACUGGUGUUUCUGUUUUAAAUCUAGUGAAAAUGCCUCUUUCAACAUGUAGCAACUGCCACGAAUACGCGAGAUGCGUCGAUGACAAAUGUGUUUGCCUUGAUGGUUACGUUGGAAACGGCAAAGUAUGUGAAGGUAUCUAUGAAAGUUAGUUACUACAGUUGAAUUAUUGUGCAGAUACGAAUAAAUAGAUUUUCCAGUAUCAUAGGAGAACGGAUUAUAUAUUACGUUAUUUAUUUGAUUAAAGAAUGAAAAAAAAAAAUUGAAUAACCAGGCAAGGAAAGGUUGGUUUAAAUAAGGAAAGCAUCUAUGAUGCACAUCACCUGCAAGAUGCGAACUGAUCAUCUUAAUAUAAUUCAGUUUUAUCAAUUUGGUUCUUUUGUCUAAAAUCGUAUAUGAAAAUAAUACAAAUAAACAUUGAAUGAAAGAUUAAGUUGAACCAGAAGCAUAUAACCCCGAAACGUCGGUUUUUUUAGCCGACGCCGCUGUCCAAUCAGAAGCAUGGAAAAUUAUUUUGCCCAAAUAUGGAAUCAGAGAAUUCGAGGCUACAAACUUUGAGCUUGCAACGCUCAUACAUGUAUUUCUACGCCCGAAAGAAAUCGUUUCGUGGCAUGAUGGGAUUAUAUGCUUCUGGCUGAACCGUCAGGAAUGGAAGUUCUGAAAUUUAGUGAAACUUAGCCUACAAAACCUAAAUGGUGCACUUUGCAACAGUACCGAAGACAAAGCAUUUGAAACGUAAGUAUGGGGAGUUUACAUUGUAUGAAUCAGUAGUGUCAUUAAUUCGUUAAACAUGCUGCAACGAUGGAUAAAUACAGCAGAACCUCGGUGACUCUUUUUCUGAAGGGAUAACGAAAAACAGUUCGUGUUAGCGGGGAAUUUGAGUUACCGGGGUAAAUUUCAGUGAACUUUUGAUAACGGGAAAGGAAAUUUAGUUCGAGUUAGCGGGAAUUGGAGUUAGCCGAGUUCGAGUUAUCGAGGUUCUACUGUAGUUUUAUUUAUUGAAAGCUUUAUUUGACUAAACUUAGCUGACAGAAUGAAACUUAUUUUUGUAGUGUUGAAAGGGAGUGUCAUAAACAUAACUUCAUCUCCUAUAAGGCCUCAGUCAAAUAUAGGUAAGGUCACUUUGAAUUUUGUGUCAAGUUAAAUUGACAUACAUUAUAUGAUCGAGUUUUUGAGGAUGAUAUUUGUGCUGAAAAAAAAUCAAGUUAUUCCUACCUUAAAAUAUCGUUACAAGCCAGUGUGAAAGAGAUUCGUCAUGUAGACGUGACGAUUAAACAAAUAAGGAGGAAAAAAACCGUUUCCUUUACCGUUGCUCUAAUAUAUUCAGUUUGUCGAAUGUCUUAUUGAUUGCUCAUAAUCAUUGAUUGCUCAUAAUCAUUUAUAACUUCUUUUUAAUCGCUCAACAUUUUCGACGAAUGACCUCAUAAACGCUCACUUCCUCAUAAACGCCCCCUCUACGCUGUUAAAAUUGUACACGCCCCUUUCUAGUAAACGCCCCCCUGUCUAAUAGAGACCCGCUAUGAGAAUUACUUCAAAUUACCAGACAUCAGCCAAAACGAGGAAAAUCAUCCAAUUCAUUCAGUUUCUUGCUUGUUUAACAAGGCUUUGCAUAUUUUAUGUAAUGUGGUCAAGUUCAAAAUUAUGGUAGACUAACGAUGGGAAAAAACUAACCUGAAGCGAGGAUUCUAGGAUUUGAAAGGGCGAUAUGGGUCUUUGACCGCCUAGACGUAUCAAUUGAUCGAGUGGAUAUUCCGCUCUUUUUUACUCUCUUGAUACUUUUUGCCUAGAGCAUACUUAAGUUUUGAUGAGCUUGCUAUAGUUAUGAGAAUAAACGCCUCCUAUAUAUUAAACGCCCCCACUUGGACCCCAAAAAUUAAAUAGACGCCUCGGGUCUUUAUUUGGUCAUUUACGGUACUUUAAUGGACACACCCCCGGAAGUAAAUACUAGAGCGCGUAAAUACCAAGCAUUGUUUCAUUUAUUUUGUUUUUCUCUAUUUGUGUGUAAGCCAACGUCAUGUCGAAGCACGUCCAGACUCUUAAUUCCUAAUGUUAAAAAUUGUAAUGUGUCCAUAGCGAUAUCACAUCAGAGUUUCUGUCAUCCCAAUCCUUGUUACAAUGGAGGAACUUGCAAUGAAGCAAUUACAGGCUUCUCUUGCGCAUGUCCGUCAGAUUACACGGGACCUUUCUGUAAAGGUAAGAAAUAUUAUGCUUUUCGUUAACCAUUCUUUAAAAAAGGACAACUUGGUCUUUCAGUUAGCUUGCGAGCAAGUUUGGGAGAGCCAUUUGGGAGAGUCACGCGUGAGCGGCACGCGAGACGAGACGCAAAAGACGACGUUCUCUCGCGGCUCGCGUCGCUUGCAAAAUCUAAGUUCAGUUUGAAACUUUGUUUUAACAUUCGUCUUAGGCGCCACGAAUUCUGAGCACAGUACUUUGGCCCGUUCAAUCCGCUGGUUUGACUUCACCUAGUCGAACUAGGGUGAUGGCUAAAAUAUGCUGUUAGACUUAUCAGUUUAUUUAUGACUAUAAUAAACCAAAAUUAUCCUGAAGACGUUAAUGAACUGAACAUACGAAAUCAUAAGGUCCAGCCAUCAUGGUUCUUUAUACGUCUCUGGGAAUCUGCCACCGACCCCUCCCCUAAGCCAACAUCAACACUUACUUCUCACGUAGGGUAAAAUGUUGGCUUAAGGGAGGGGUAGGUAGGUAGUUCCCCCGAAACGUGUAACGGUCCCCAUGGGAUGGUAAUGGGGUAGCUUAGACGUUACAUCACUAGCAAUUUCUGACAAAUAUGAAGCUUUUGCCAAAUACCUGUGUGGCGUUUAUGCCCACAUAUAUGUCUUAUGUUUCUCUUCAGGUUUUUAUUCCUUUUUUUCGUCUCCUGUUAUGCUUUCUACGAAGGCUAACCCAUAAAACAUUGACUAUGAAGUUCGUUAGUGAGUUAUCAGUCCCGUAAAACCUUUUACAAAGUUGUUUUUCAAUUUAACAACAGAUAUAAAACCUUGCUUGGGUAAUCCCUGUCAAAAUGGAGGAACGUGUAUUGACGAAGGACUUGCUGGUGACUACAUAUGCAGAUGUAAAGAAGGAUAUAACGGCAAAAACUGUGAAGGUAUGUUCGCAGAUUAUAAUGCCUUGUACUGUGGUGAAAGUAAAAUACUCAGUUUCCCAGUUAUCGCAAUAGACCAUGUUCGAUUUGGACUAAGCCUCUGUUUCAAAACGAGACUAAGUGCGAAGCUAUUGACCACAAGUUAUUUUUUUAUUCUCAUGCAAAUAAAACUCAUUUUCUCAAGAAAGGAUUUUCACUUGGCCUCGUUUGAAAGAGAGAGUUUUUGUAACUCGGCAAGAUGGCAUAUUAUUCAAUAUCCCUAAUAUUCACUAAUUAACACAGUGUGUCGUGAUUUAGUGUCUGGCAUCUGCUAGAUCCCGAUAUCCUCGUUUCAGUUUCUAUUCAUGACACUUGACAAACAAAUGUUAACUUUAUACUGUCCAGACAACUCUCAUGUCGGGUAGAAUCACUUCCAACACGUCAUUUCCGAGUUGCUCAAGCCCCUGUUUCAAGAUAAGGUUUAGUGCAGAGCCUUUAAUAUGAAAAUGUUUUUUAUUCCCAUGCAAAUAACAGGAAAGAAAUGUUUUGCUCUUAGCCUCGUUUAAAGGCAAGAGUUUUUGGAACUCGUAAAUGGCCUAUUAACGAUUAUUUUUAAUUUAAUAUUUUUUUUAGGGAGCGUUCUAACUACUGCACUGCUAUUUAAUGCCAACUCGUCAAAAUCUCAAAAUCUUGUAGAUAUUGUGUUCAAUAGAGCUAGCUUAAGAAGUCCUCGACAAUAUAACGUCGUUUUGUACACUAUCGUCACGAAAACAUUGUUUAUCAAUUUGUGACCUGCACUUACAUAUAUUGCUGGUUUGUACGUGACGUCAUGGCAGCCAUGUUGAUGGUCAAGAACAAAAGCAUUUCUAUCUGCUGCAAGCUUAACUCCAUUUUCAUUGUAUUGACCAACAACAUGGCCGGCAUGUCACGUGGUUGCAAACCAAGAAUACUUUACGUAUUUUGUUUUCAGAUGCUGGGGUGUGCCUACCAAACCCGUGUCAAAAUGGCGGCACAUGUCAUCAGAGCCAUAACACUUACGUUUGUCAGUGCACAGAUCGUUUUGAGGGACAUACCUGCACAGGUGGGUAAUAAUUGAAAAUUCACAUGUGUUGAGUCAAAUACUGCUUUUACCACUUUUUACGUCUUUAUGUAUUUAUGUCUAUUGCGUAUGCUUCUGAUGAGCUGAAGAGAGUGUUUGCCCCGGUAUCUGUCAAAUUGCCCUUCUGUCUUGUACAUCAUGUCCUUUGAGCCUUGCUUUUAAAAGGAAUAUGUGCAUUGAGCUUUGUAAAUGCGCCGUAUAAGAAUGUAUUUAUUGUUAAUAUCGACUUGACAUUUUUGAUUCGAUUUUUUGAUAAAACAUGGAGGACUUAUUUUAUGCAAUUAUUCACAGAAAAUCUUGAAGCAGCGUUUAUAUCAUUUAUAAACAGAGUAGGACCUAAUGCGCGAUGCAGAGACCUAAUACUGCUUCACAAGUUAUUAUAAAUUUGCAAAUUGAAAUCUUGGAGAAGUCGCAGCCGUUUAAUUUUUUUUCGUAUAUAUCUUUAAGACUUUGAGAAAGUUCUAUCUAACUUUUGGUUUCUUUAAGAAUUAUGCCCUAGAAACCCUUCGUUGAUGCUGGCGAACAGCUCUUUUGCAUUUUCUUCGAAACAUGCUAUAAUAAUUUCACAUAAUGGAAAGCAAAGAAAGAAGAGCAAGCAUCCAUAAGAAAAUUUAUUUGUGUGAUGAGAUUUUUUUUCUUUGUAGAGGACAAAUGCGCGAGAUGCGAUGUCCAUGCGCAUUGUGAGAAUGGAAAAUGCGUUUGUGAUGGUGGCUUCUAUGGUGGGGGGACCCGAGGGGAUUGCUUUCGGAUUGGAGGUGAGUUUUUAGUGCGUUUUUACAUGACGUCACGUCCGCCAUAUUGGUGCCCCAAAACAAUACUCAUCUCCAUACUCCAAAAUGACGUUUACACAUUAUGAUACAUACGCAAAGUAUAUCUCUACAAAGGAAGGAACCACAUUGACUAUCAAUACUGAUUAGGUUAAGCCCUGAGAAUAUUGAUUAGGGUUAAGUAUUGACUCGAAAAACGGUUAUCUUCUAUUAAGGGUUAAGGUUGUUGCUAGGUCAAGAACAAAAGCCUUUCUCUCCUCUGGUAACUAAACUCUAUUUUCACAUAAAUUCUUGGAGAAAAAGUUAUAUUGUCUUUACCCCCAACGUGGCCGCCUUGUCACUUCUUUGCAAACCAAGAAUAUCAAGAAAAGUAAUAGACCCGUCCGAAUUGAAGGUUCUAGUACAAAAUAAGAUUAAGACAAAAAAGAAAAAAAGAUAACAACUUUUUGGAUAAAUCAAAACGCGCAGUGUACCAAAUAAACCUGCCCACAUUUCGACUUUUUAAACCUCUAAACGAGACUAAACGAGCUUUUAGACAGUCUACAUAGCCAAGUGUUUUGUGGCAAACCGUCACAAACAAAUCCGAAAUAUAGUAACACCAAAUUAAACCUUUCUUUCUUUCUUUCAGCGUCUAAUCCAAGGUUCUGCGUACCCAAUCCUUGCCAACACGGUGGAUCUUGUUUUGAAGAGCCUAACAGCCAUCGAUGUCUCUGUACUUCCGGCUAUCAAGGCGGAAAUUGCGAACUUUCUAUUGGUAAUUAGCACUUUAAUAACUGUAUACAGUCAACUUCGUUUAUAGCGGGCACUGUGAGGACCUCGAGUUAGUCUCCUCAUUAGCGAGAGUCCGGGAUAGCGGGGGUUUAUUUCAGUCAAACGUCUGCAAUUAAUUUUUGCCAGGGAUUUAGGUGCUGUCCGUUAUAUAGGGGUGUCAACAAGGCGCGAGUUGACUGUAAGGUGAAGUUCGUUGGUUAAUGAAAAUUCUAAGCAAUGCAAGUUACACUGAGUCAUACUCUUGAUAAUGGAUUUGGUGAUACAUUCAACAAGACAGACUCCAUUGGCACCGACACUAUGUGUCCUCUUUUGGGAGAUAUCCGUCUUAUUGAGAGUCAGCUAUAAGGAGUAAAGAAAGGUAGAGCCCAUUUCGAUAUGUCCGUUGUUGCGAGGUGUCCGUUUUAUAUAAGUGUCCGUUUAAAGAGAGUUGAUUUCAGUGUAAAGGCUUGCGUGUACAUGCUGCCAGAUGCUCUUCGAUACAUGAACGCUGGUAUCUCUUGAUAAUUCCCCACUCCAGCAAUUACCGGUAUCAGGGGAAUGGUUUCAAGCUUUUGAAACAACGAUUUCUGGGAUAGUUUGGAGGUGCAAGCGAUGGUAUUCAAGGCAACCACUAACCAGCCAUAUGUAACGCUUGUCCACCCUACCGAUCCCAAAAACCUUUGCGCCGAAAGCUUGUACCCAUUCUCCUUUCAUUUUCUGGAGUGGAAAAAAAAAAGAAAAAGAAACAGGUCACAAUUUGAAAAGAGCAUUCAAGAGAUUACUCCGCUCUUAAUCUAAACCUUUUCUGUCUUUAAAAAGCAGCUAUUUUAGUUUGAAAUUUGGUUAAUUUCCAGGUUGUCUCUUCUUUUUAUGCUUUUUUUAAGGCGCUGCCCCUCCUGUUACGAGAACACCGGACCCUUGUACUGGAGAGCCUUGUUUGAAUGACGGGAUCUGUGUUCCAAAAGGAACGAAAUUUCGCUGUCUUUGUUCAGCUAGAUUUCAAGGACCGACAUGUGAACAGCGAGGUGAAUGUAUGCUAAUUCCAUAAAUAGAAAAUGCACUUCUCCAGCGGAAUCUUCUCGUGUCCAAUGGAUCACCUAUACUUAAUACGAUUUUUUACCACUGGACUUCCGCUUUUCCAAUGGAAUGCUAGAGGAUACGACUAGAGUCUAGUUGACAGUAUUGCAAAACCCUCCCCGUGUGCACGAGAGUAUUGCUUGUAAUGUAUCAAGCUAUUUUAGCUCAUUUCUUAGUCUGCCUAUCAUUUCAGCAAGACAAAGAUCAGAUAAAGUUUUCUCAGUACAGUACUCUUUUAUUAACGAAUAGAGCAGUAGUAAUUUUCAAUGUAACAAAGGUAUUUUGUAAUCGGUGCGAAAACCUUUUUGUUUUUGCAGCAAAGUCCUAUUGCCAUCCUAGCCCCUGUCUGCACGGUGGAUCUUGUGUUGAUAUAAAAGAUGGGUACACUUGUCAGUGCCCAGGCUCCUACAGAGGAACUAACUGUGAAGGUAUAACUAUCAAUUCUCUGCAACCAAGAGACAAUAAUGCAGGGUUUUCACAGUGUUGAAAAGUCCUUGAAUUUUAGGGGAAGUCCUUGAAAAGUCCUUCAAUUUUCUUCAGCUUUGAAAGUGUUUUUUAUGCUUUUCUGGUUAUCGAAAACCAGUGGCGGAUCCUGGGGAGGGGCCCGAAGGGCCCGGCGUCCCCCUUAUUUUUCGACCGAAAUGAGGCCCGAAGGGCUGAAAAAAAUUGUUUUGGAGACCAGGGCCCCCCCUCCUUAUCUCAGGGUCUAGCUGACGCCCCCCGCCCCUAUCUGAAGGUCUGGAUCCGGCACUGAAGACAGAGUAUAAAUCAUAGCUCAGAGAAGUUAAUGGUGAUUUUUAUUAUAUGGAGGAGAGUGUUUUACUGGGAACCAAACCACUCGUAGAUUCCAUACGCCACUUCAUCCGGGACCCGAGUGGCGUAUUUUCCGUAUGUCACCUUUGUGAGUGUCGUAUCGUUCAAUGACGUCACGUUCGAAGAUAUGAAUUUUAUGUUCUCGUGGCAAGAACAAUAUCUCACUCGUUCGCUUCGCUCACUCGUGAGAUAUUGUUCUUGCUACUCGAACAUAAAAUUCAUAUCUUCUCGCCACCGUGUAAUAUCCUCUAUGUAUGAAGCGUUUUUAUUUUAUGCAAUAGUUGACCAUCAAUUAAGACAAGAGAACUGAAAAAUGUAGAGAAGUUGGUGGAACAAACAGCUCAAGCCUUUAAAUUCUAUUAGAAUGGACUGGGAAUGUGCAUUUUUGUACAGUCUGUCAAAUUGCAUUCCUGGUAGGCGGUCCUUGAAAAUCGAAUGAGGUCCUUGAAAAGUCCUUAAAAAAUGGUUGCAAUUUUUUGUAUGAACCCUGCGAUGGGAUAGAAAGGAGAACUAAGGGCGUUGGCCGGGAUGAGUGAAUUUAAUAACCUGAGAAAACAGCCGACAUUUGGCGACGCUACCACUGGUUUCCCCGCCAAAUGACGUCCGAGAAACGAGCGCAGAAAUUCCAUACUGAUGACGCGUCACUACCCAGAUUUGGGUAGUGCUUCUGAUACACUCCCUUAAAAGAGGGGCUUCCUCGCUGCAACUGUAGACAAGUUAUUGAAGAACACCCAUGUAGCCCCUUCACUGUAAAUGGAACUAAAAACAUCAACCACGAUAUUUUUUAUUUUUCAGUGGAUGAUUGUGAUCAGUGCGAUAUUAAUGCCAUUUGCGUGGAAGGAGCAUGCAGAUGUAGAAUUGGGUAUAAAGGCGAUGGGUUCGAGUGUACAAAAGGUACGUAAAUAUGUAUGUCAGUCAAAUACUUUAACGCUACUUUUACUUUUGUCAUAACGUUAGAAAAGUUUUAAAUCCGUUCAUUGCAGCUAGCCAUUUACGUGGCACAAAGCCGCCACGCUUGAGAGCGAAAGUCGUAAAGGAAGUUACCACUUACGAUUAUGUAUCAGUAUGCCUUUUGUUUGUCUUGUCCCAGUGCGACUUUUGCUCUCCAGCAUGGCUUUUUGUACUACGUGAAUGGCUAGCUACAAAGGGCCUAUAAUUGCAUGGAAUCCCCAACAAAACCUCGUAUCAAAACCAAGUUCGGAAAGGGUAAGAACAUAAAAGUACCAAGAAUACUGUCAUAGUCACUACAGGGGGAAGGGGCGUAUUCCCUAUACGGGGAGGCUCCACCAGAGAGGGGCACCUUUUUCAGGCUUCAGGUAUAUGAAAGGGCAGGGAUUUCACUAGUUAAAGUAUAUAAAAGGGUAGCAGAAACUGUCAUUUCGGUUUGUUAAAUGGCCCGAAAGGGUUAUUAGAGGCAUUUUAUGCCGGCUGUGAAAGAGUCGAGGAGACGUUCUGGUUUUGUGAUUUAUUCGUGUUUGAUAGACAGUGCAUUUACAGCCUUUGGUAUUUGAAAGGGGUACCAUUUGUCAAUAGAAGGUAUAGGAAAGGGUACCUUUUUCUGUAAAAGAUGUUGUAUAAAGGGGAUAAGGGGUUGUACCUAGGGGCCGGAGCCUACCCGUAUACAACUUCCUUGAGUACCCCUCCCUCCCCCCCCCGGAACCAGCAAAGUUAGCUGAGAGUGAAUAUUUUCCGUUCCACAGUCGUGUCUGACGUUGGUAAAAGAUAACUUUUGUAUUUAUUUUGCUUAAGAUAUUAACUUAUUUUACAGUUAAAAAGUGUGGCCACUGCAGCCCUAAUGCAACAUGUGUCAGGGAUGAAUGUGUCUGCAAACCGGGAUUUAUUGGAAAUGGGAAACACUGUCAAGGUAAUUUAUAAGGUCAUUAUAAAAAAAGUGUGAUGAAGAUAGAGCGAUGAAAUGAAAACUCGCGAACAAAACAGAAACAACGUACAAGCGAACGGAAGUAGGGCGAUUUGAUUGGUUUAUCCAAACGCGCGUGGCUUUUGGUUGGUUAAGCUAACGCUCGGGUGAAAAAACUUCAUCCUCGAGAACUUUCUAGAAAUUAAUCGAUACUUCGCUUUGACGUCAUACUGCAACACGAUUGGCCAAUCGAAACAAUGCAUUCUCCAUAUUAGGGCUUUUUUUGGCGGGAAAACGAAGUGUUCAUGUUUUAAUUUUUUCAUCCAUUGGCUGAUAAAACAAAUAACGAACACUAAUUUUACCGAAACCAUUUUUGAAGGUCAUACGAAAAUCGCUGUAGAGGUACAGUGAAAUCCCGGUUUUUCGAACCAGCUUGAUAAAAACAAAUUCGAAUUAUCAGGCGGUUUGAAAAAUCGUGGGUAAAAUUACAGUGUUUGACUGGUAAAGGGAGGUUAGGUUUGGUUCCAAUUAUUGGGAAUUUCGAAAAACUGAGGGUUCGAGAAAUCGGGAUUCACUGUAGUAUAAUAAAAUAGAAGAAAGUUAUUUUAUGUUGUAGUUCUCAGUAAGCGCUGUUUUCGUUCCUUGACAUUAAAAAUAAUUGUUCUGGAGCUAAAAACCUUUAGGCUGAAAAGGACCGUAUAAAUCACCCCCUUUUAUUACGAGUCUCCAUCGCCAAUAACAUUACGGCUUAACUGACAGACCACUGAUGAUAUCGCGACUUAAUUGACCAAUCAGGUCAAUAACCAGAGUCAAAUACCAUCCAGUGACGUGAUACGAGUCACUUUGACUCUGAAGAUGAAUACCGCACAGGUUGUCGAAACGUCAGUCACUGUCAACAACAACAGUCCUAUUCAGGACUAUGUUCACCCUGUCGAUCAUGUUCAACCUACUUAUGAAAUGACUCCUAGGUUCAAACCUUUCACAAAGAAAAGUUUAUAAACAACGUCUCGCCUUCUUCAUAUCAGUGCUAGUGUGGGACUGAAUUAUUGAUUGCAUCAAAUGGAAAGGCUUAGGAAAUUGGGAUCAUUACACGUUUCUGGGAAAGUUCCCACCUACCCCUCCCCUAAGCCAACAUUUUGCCCUAAGUGAGAAGUAAGUGUUAAUGUUGAUUUAGGGCAGGGGUAGGUGGUAAUAUCUAGAAUAUUGUUUUCUAUAGAGGAUGACUGCAAAGGCUGUCCACCCCAUUCACAUUGCCUCAGGGGAAUUUGCAUUUGUGUACCAGGUUACUACUUUGAUGGUCAUCAUUGUGUUGGUAAGUACGUGAUACAAGUCUUUGUUACCACAAUAGAGAGAUUUAGAUUCUGAGACGAGCAUGACUACGAGUACGAGAUUUUCUCAAUACGGAGUAUUGCUCACACGCGUCAAUUUGGCCUGAAAAACGUCGCGAAGUGAUAGCCAUCGUCAUUCUACUACGCGUUUUAGCGAGAAUGUCGUAAUGGCGGGAACAAAUUAUCAAAAGUAAGCAGUUUUAUCAUUUUGCUAUCGGGAGAGGGCUUAACCUCCUUCAGUAUAAAUAACCGUACUAACUUUUUUGGUGAAAAAAGUAAAAUAAAACUUUCCGGGGUGUCUUUUUUUCGACAACACGCGCAAAAACUUUCAGUUAAAUCUCGUACUUGUACUCGUUCUCGUCUGCAAAUCUAAAGCUCUAUAUUUAUUUCUUCAAAAAAAUGAGCUUAAGAGAAAACUAUUCAUUGGUAAUAUAAGAUCGGCAGAAAGAACUGAAAGACCAUCUCUUGACAAAUCAAACGUGAUUUUACUGGUGCUUGCUUAUUACUGAUUUAAACUGAGUUGCUGCUGCCAUUUACUUGGACAUGGCAUUGUCCAAGCUCCACUGCUUAAACGCCCUAACAGCUUAUUGAGACUGCAUUUUCUCAAUGCUAAAACGUGUUGUUUACCCAAUCUUAGAGGAUUCGUUUUGUUUCGUACACUUUAACAACCCUUCUUGUACAAAUUUGCUAUUCUUGCUUAUCUCACCUGGACGCUGCUUACUUAUGCUAUUUCGAAAACAAUUCUAGUUAAGCAAUUGGUCAUGCUCGCUUAUGUAGUUUACAGCUGCUCCGUGGAGCGUUUCUACUCACUUAGCCAAAAUAUAUGCAAAUUCACUGGAAAAAAGAAAGUGUUUACAUGAGAAAAGACUUUACGUGAGAAAACAUUUUCUUGGUACACUUAGGGUUCGUACAGAGUCUUGAAUUCUUGAAAAAGUCUUGAUAUUUGCCCCAAAAUUUUCCAGACCUGGAAAAAGUCUGGAAAACAGAGAUUAAGUCUUGAAGAAAUUGUAAAAAGAGUUUUUUUGAAAGUUACAAUAAGUGCUUUACGAGUGAAAUUUUUUUCGUGCUGGUCAAAUCUUAUUCAAUCUCGCUUGUACGUUUGCAGUGCAUCAUGGAAAAAGCUUUGUUCCUUCAUUUAAAGGUCUCUAUUGAUCACCCAUUUCAUAACCUUGAAAUUGUUGUUUUGGAAAAAGUCUUGAAUUUUAGAUCCAAAAAUCUUUACGAGCCCUGUACACUAACAUGGCCACCUUUUCGUUGGUUGGAACACCAAUAUGGCUGCCGUGACUUCAUGUAAAAACGCCAUGUUAUUAGCUAUAUCGAUAUCAUGUUUAACACUCGACCGUUCUCUCUGAAGUAAGGCUACGUUACAACGGCACCAGACGAAAUUUUAGACCGGUUGAAAUUUUGUGCGUUCAUGAUCAGUUGCUCCGUAAACGCGAAGCCACCUUAACCGUACGAAAAUUUAGACGCUUGGCAGUUCAAAUGUCCGCGUGAACAAAGCGAAAAUAUUGAAGGGUCCCCUGUGAACGAAGUGUUCGGUCAAAUUUUUCAGCCGGUCGAAAAUUCGUCCUGUGCAGUGUGAACGUAGCUUAAGUUUAACCCUUUAAGCUCCAAUAUCCAAAUACAAAUUCUCCAGACUGAUCCUCAUACAUUUCCGCAAUGAAUAGGUUAAGAGAAUUUGUAUGUAUAUCAAAGCUUUUCCAAUAACUGAUGGGAAAAGGUGAUCCUUUUAUUUACUCUCACAACAUUUUCCUUUGAUUAUGUAUUGAUUUUUUGGGGAGAAAAUUGACUUUGGUCACCCUUGGGACUUAAAGGCUUAAAACGUUGAAAUUCCUUUUGCAGCAGGAGCAGUGCAUGCGCCUUAGAUGGUUGAUCACGUGACUGGACUUCUGACGUUUUGAUAUUCUUCCUGUUUCCCAAAGCCGCUGUGCAUAAACCGUCACUGGCCCCAAGCUGCCCUACUGAGUGUACCCAAGUAACCACUUGUCCUUCAACUUGCCCGGAUCACUGCUGUGAAAAGCCUGAGUCCCAUGCGGCAGUUGGUUGCCCAAGUCAUUGUAGCUUUAGUUGUGGAACAGGGUGCCUUGAUCAUUGCUGCAAUCCUCCUACUGUGUCAACUCUGCCGAUAUGUCCUUCUGAAUGCCACACAAGCUGUCAUGAGUUAUGCCCCAUGCACUGUUGUAAAGUUUCUUCAUUUUCCGUAUCUCUUUGUCCAAGCCAUUGCAAGACUACGUGUGAUCCUCUAUGUCCCAGUCACUGCUGUUCACAACAGCUAACUCCAGCCGCUGCCUCGAUACAACCGACGUGCAACCCUGUCUGUCAGACACAUUGCCUUCCUGAGUGCCCGAGAGUUUGUUGCAAAUUCAAGUUUGUUCUGCCCUCGACCUGUCCGAAUCAUUGCCAGGAAAUAUGCGACUCGUCUUGUCCCACACACUGUUGUGUAUCUCAACACGUUUCCUCCAUGGAACAGGCACCAUCAAUACAAGAAUUGCAACCGACGUGCAAUCCAGUUUGUCAGUCGCAUUGUCUCCCUACGUGCCCCAACUUUUGCUGCAAAUUCAAAUUUGUUCUGCCCUCAACCUGUCCAGAUCGUUGCCAGGAAAUAUGCCAAUCGUCUUGUCCUCCACACUGCUGUGCGUCUCAACACGUUUCUGCUAUCGAACAGUCGCAAUCAAUACAAGAAUCGUGUCCAACUAUUUGUAGUUCCAACUGCUUACCAUCGUGCCCACCUUUUUGUUGUAAGGUGUCUCCGCCGAUGCCAAGCGCAUGUCCAAGCAGUUGCUCCGUCAGCUGCCUUCCACCAUGCCAACAACAUUGUUGUCAAGAGCGCUAUCCUCCUAAUUUUUCAGUGCAGUCUCCUGCUAUCUGUCCAUCGCAAUGUGCAAUUCGCUGUGACAACAUGUGCCCGGCACACUGUUGUCCUGCCUCAUCCGAACAAUCGUCAUUUUUAACAAAAUCAACGCCAGUAGGAAAUGUGCAGCCGAACGUUUCGCCGCCGCAAAGCUAUGCAGCACCUACAUCAUGUCCCAGUUCUUGCUCGUCGUACUGUUCACACGGUUGUCCCCAGUAUUGUUGCAUGGGGCGAGAAAUAUCUCCAUACCUAUUCAAAACCCCGGAACAAACAGUAUCACCGGUUGGAAGGUCUCUUGCGGUUCUAGAGGCCGAUUAUAAGUCGAAAGUUGUACAUCGUCUUUCAGAGUUACUAUCAAGUCCUCUGAAGCUAUGCAAGCCUUCGUGCUUUUCAAACUGUUCUGUUACCUGCCCUAAAAUGUGCUGUGAUGUUGGGAGAAAAAAGAAAAUGUUUGUAUAUAAGCGCAAGAAAAGGCACAAAUAA
Molecule: messenger RNA, 30662 nt
Organism: Porites evermanni
Lineage: Eukaryota; Metazoa; Cnidaria; Anthozoa; Scleractinia; Poritidae
Source: the annotation of a GenBank genome assembly